AAAUGAAAGAUCUGGCGGGAGAAGUCCUCGCGGUCCUUCACUAUAAAGCUCUAGCCAAACCCUAUUCCGGAAUUCCCCAUUUUUCCCCCUAGGCUUCACUCGUUCUCUUUUCUCUUUACCCCAAUCCCUAAAUAUGCAUUUAAUAAAACCCCUCUAGUCGUAAAUUAGGGUUUGAUAUUUAACCUCUCUUACAAAAUAUUCCUCAAUUUUGAUUGUCAAGAUUAACAAAAAUGGAUGAUGUGUUUGAAGAUGACCGUGAAAAGCAAACUUGUACACUCAAUGAGUAUCUUGAUGACGUUGAAGAACGCGAACUGGAAGCUGAAAUGGUUUUGGGCGGUGAUGAUGGAGAUGAGUGUACAUACUCUAAUGGUUAUCUGAAAAGACAGGCUAUAUUUUCAUGUUUGACAUGCACUCCCGAAGAAUUUGCUGGAUUUUGUACUGCUUGCAGCUUGUCUUGUCAUGAAGGACAUGAGGUUGUGGAGCUGUGGACCAAGAGAAACUUCAGGUGUGAUUGUGGAAAUUCAAAGUUUGGAAACUUCAUUUGUAAGCUUCAGCCGGGUAAGGACAUAGAAAAUGUAAAGAAUGCAUACAACCACAACUUUAAAGGUACAUAUUGUACCUGUGAUCGCCCUUACCCCGAUCCUGCUGCUGAAGAGGAUGAAGAGAUGGUACAGUGCUGUAUAUGUGAAGAUUGGUUUCAUCGGGAACAUCUUGGUCUUGAUUCUACUGAGAAGAUUCCUGUGGACGAUGAAGGAGAGCCACUAUACGAGGAUCUUAUAUGUUCUGGUUGCUCAAAAGCUUGUUCAUUCUUGGCCUUUUAUCCCCAGAACAUAUUUGUGGCCCCUAAGAAACAUGAGGCGGUCACGAAUGGUGAAAAAGGGAAGGGAGUACUGGUAGAGGCUUCAUGUAUCAGUGCUGACAAGAUAAGUUGUGACAACUCGAAAUCGUGUGACAAUGGUGACAUCAAGCCUGAUAAUAUAUAUGAUAUAGAAGGAUCGGUUGCAGGAGAAAAGACGGACAAAAAAUUGAGCUUGAAUAAAUGCAUUCAAGAUAGUAGUUCAGGUACUACUUGCCAGCUUGGCCUUGAUCUUAGGGAAGCACUGCCAACUAUGGAAAGGAACAAAACUGUUUUCCUUAGAAAUAACUGGAGGGACUCUCUCUGCCGAUGUGAAAAAUGUUAUGCUUUCUAUGAACAGAAUCACAUCAGUUUUCUGGUUGACAAAGAUGACACAAUUGCUGAAUAUGAGAAGCGGGGAAAGCAAAGAAGGGACGAAAGGCUGCAGAAACAGGAGGGUGCCACAUUAAACAUGUUUAAUAACCUUGGUCACAUACAGAAAGUGGAGAUUAUGAGUGGCAUCGCAGAGAUGAAAAAUGAGAUGGAAAAUUUUUUUGCAAAUCGUGAUGCAUCAGAAGCAGUUACAUCUGAUGAUAUAUAUCAACUUUUUGACAAUCUAAAAAAGAAACGUCGCCGGGAAAUGUAAGCAAUGUCUUAGACCUCUGUAACAUAAAUAUACCUUGGAUAAUCAUAGACUUGUUAGAUUUCUGAACCUUUCUUGUUGUUUGAAAUGUCAUUAAACUUUCAGUUUGUGAUCGCUUUGUUCUUUUGCAUUAUGUAUAAUGGCAUGAUCCUUUAUUGUUUUUCCUAAUAGAACUUUGAGGAAGUUGAUUGUG
Amaranthus tricolor (Joseph's coat) is the source of this 1671-nucleotide messenger RNA. RefSeq lists its product as uncharacterized. Gene Ontology annotation, cellular component: cytoplasm. NCBI's taxonomy places the organism in Eukaryota, Viridiplantae, Streptophyta, Magnoliopsida, Caryophyllales, Amaranthaceae. The coding region runs from base 231 to 1481 and encodes 416 amino acids. Gene Ontology annotation, molecular function: zinc ion binding; ubiquitin protein ligase activity. The transcript is spliced from 5 exons. The record is from RefSeq and is a predicted model, not a curated record.